This is a messenger RNA of Gadus morhua (Atlantic cod), 3347 nucleotides long. RefSeq names its product tudor domain containing 5 (gene tdrd5). Bases 160 to 2943 code for a protein of 927 amino acids. The transcript has 18 exons. NCBI's taxonomy places the organism in Eukaryota, Metazoa, Chordata, Actinopteri, Gadiformes, Gadidae. The record is from RefSeq and is a predicted model, not a curated record.
CUCAUCAACCCAGUCCACUCCUCACGUGACUCCACGCACCUCAAUAACCGAUCUAACGUUAGUCGAUGCAUUGAAAUAAGCAAACCAGUGCUGAAAGAAAAUGCUUUGAAUUCUCAAUUAAAUUUCCCCUGUAGGUCAGCUGCUCUGCAGUAAGUCGUCAUGAUGAUGAGCCAGGAUCGGACGUUGGCCAAGCUGAAGAAGGAUGUCCGCUCUCUACUACUCUCUUCCAAGCUGGGUCUGAGUGCAGAGCAGCUGAGGAAGGACUACGUAUGCAUGCUGGGCCAGCGUAUGCCCCUGAAGGAGCUGGGCUUCCGGAGCAUCCUGGAUAUGGCCAAAGAGAUGCCUGAAGUGGUGUCGUUCAUAUACUUGGAAGACGGCAGCUUUGUUCUAAAAGCGGUCUCUGACGAGAGCACUGAAGGCAUCAACCAGCUGGUCUCCAAGCAGCGGCUCACCAAGCCCAAGAACAAGAGGGGGUACCUGAGGUCUUUCCCCAUGCGGUACCCCCGCCCCAUGGCCCCUAUUAUACUGCCUCGGUGGGGCCGGGCACCCCCGGCCCUCCCUGCCCAGCUCAGAUCUCAGCUACGUCAGCUGAUCUCCCAGGGUCCGCUCCGUCUUUCGGAGCUGGAGAGAAGGUUCCAGCAGUGCUUCGGUCACCCACUCCGCUACACUGACUACGGCUUCUACUCGCUGGGGGACAUGCUGGCCCGCGUGCCGGACCUCUGCAUCCUGUAUACCAGGAUGGGCUCCGUUGUCAGCUUCAAACAGCCGGAACAGCCGGGGCCUCAGUCCAGACCUCAGUCGCCCAAAACAGAAUCUGUGAAGCCUGAGGCCAUCAGACCCUCUCCCUGCUUAUUCUCUCCUUUAAAUCCAAAGACUGGGCUACUACAGCCUGGACAAAGCUCAGCACCGUCACAGUGUAGUCCGAGCCAGAGGACUACUUCUGCUACCCAGAAUUCCCUGGUGCCUUGUUGUAAAAGUUGGGAUCCAAUCAGUAAUGGGUCAGAGCGGGUCCCAGAUAACGGACCCCCACAUCAACCAACAGGCCCAGAACCUCAACAACCCUACCAAGAUGGACAGCUCCUGGAGAAGUUCAUGUUCAAGCUGGAGACGGAGCUUCGUCAGAAGAUUCUUGAGAACGGCUACGCAGGUUCCGUGAGUCCGGAGCUGAAGGACAAGCUACAACAGCAGGCUGAUACGAGUUACACUCUGCAGGUUGUUCGAGACCACAGCCAGGGGCUGUCUGUUCACGACCUGCCUACUCACUACAAGAGGGUGUUUGGUGAGGAGCUUCCAGUGCUGCAGAGUGGGUUCCUCAGCGUCACACAGCUGGUGGCGGCACUGAGUGACGUCUUCCACCUGGAGCCAGCAGGGGGCACCAAGGACCCCCACUGGAUAGUCAAGAACCUCAGCAACAAGCACACUGAGUCGGCAGAGUGUGGGGGAGAGGAGGGGAGACGGAGAGAAGGUUGUCUGUACCAGAGCAUCAGGCGCUCCCUCUGGGAGCAGCAUGAAGAUGAUGACAAGGAGGAGAAAGAGGACCAGCCUGAUCCCACCACCUGCCUCACCUCCUUUCUUACCAACCAGCAGUUAGUGGAGCUGUACCCAGCAGUCCAGGUGCGGUCAAACUCUAUGGUCCCUCUGGACGCGGUGCGGGCCCAGCGUCUGAGGCCCCCCACCCGGCGCUGGCCCAGGGCCCUGGCGGCCGUGCUGGUAGAGCAGGUGGAAUCCCCCGGCAGCUUCCACGUGCGUUUCAGCGAGAGCCAGGAGGCCCGCUCCCUGGAAGACAUGAUGAUGGAGAUGAGGGGCUGCUACAACAGCUCUGGGGUCGCAGCACGCUACCGGCUGCCAGAGCGCUACCUGCGGCCAGGGCAGGUCUGCUGCGUGGCCCCCCGGGACCUGUGGUUCUACCGCGUGGUGGUCCAGCGUGUGCUCAGCCCGGACCAGGUGGAGGUCUACUACGUGGACUUUGGAGACCUAAACCUGGUCUCCGUGGACAAGCUCAUGUUCCUCAAAUCCUGUUACUCUCAACUUCCUGCUCAGGCUGUCCCUGCAAUGCUCACGGGAGUCCAACCCAUCUCUGGCGACUGGAGCGCUGUGGCCACUGCCUCCUUCCAGAGCCUGUGCAGCGACCGCACGCUGGUGGCUGUCCUCCACGGUUACCACGGUGACGCGCUGCAGCUCUUGCUGUGUGACACCCACACGGAGGACGACCGCUACGUACACUCCGUCUUGCUGGAGCAGGGCCACGCCCGGCCCUGCUGCCCCCCCGGCACCACUGGGGGUGUCCGGGACCACCUGAAGAGUCUCCAUUUGAGAGAGGCGCUGAUUAACCUAGAGGACGAAGAAGAGAACGCGACCACAACCAUAACUCCCCAACCAAUCACAGGACAGCAUUGUCAGUAUUCGGUCCUCGAAGAGGAGUCACUUUCUGAACCUCCUGGUCUGGAGCUUGUCGAGGCCUUCCACAACUCCACCAAAACACUGAACCUGUGUGAGUCCUGGUUGAAGAGGAACCGCUGUAGUGAGGGGGACCAAACCUGGGCCUCAGGUGGUUCAGUGGAGGACUUGAGACCCCCAAGUUUCACCAAACUCCCUGAGCUAGCAGCAGACCACCAGCCCAUUGAUCUGCCCUGUGUUUCCCAAGCCCCUCCCCUUAUUUGCAAUGGUAACCUUGCCACCACCUUGACCAGUUCAGAGGAGGAUAGCAGACCCGGUGGUGACCCGGCACCGGCCGUUACCCCUGACGCUUGCAGAGCGCCGAUGACCUCCCUUGUCUCCUCCCUUCCUCCUAUUCUGACCUCACUCAGCCUUCUCACCCCCGGACUGGCCAAGGGCUGUUUCUACGGCAUACCGGGCACCUCCCUGCGAUCUACCGGUCCCGCCAUGAGCUUUCCGCUGUUUGGGGGCCGCAGUGUGGCGAUUGCCAGCAGGAAGUGCGACUAGCUGACCCCGCCUUCAAUUUGCUCCCGCAUGAAAAACAGCCAAUCACGUCGCAGGAAGUGAAGACGGGUUUGUAAUACCGUUGUUUGGUUUACCAGGGUUUUAUUGUUCUACAUGGCUCCUAUUUUUGCUUCCUGCUAGUGAUUUUUUGAGAGUUAUCGAACUUGAUAUUCAUCUUGAGUCUCCGACAACAUGCAUAUUUGGUCGUGCUGUUUUCUGUGAUUGGCUUAUUUGGUUGUAGUUUGUUUUCAAUGUGUUACUGUUAACUUAUGUUCAUGUUGUUUUGGGUCAUGUAGUUAAAUGAUGAUAUUUAACGUGGAGAACAAGGGUAUAUUGCCAAAUGUGAAUGUAAUUUAGAGAAUAAAACCUUAUUUCAUCAAUUAUUCAAAAUAAAGAACUUAUUUUUU